This is a messenger RNA of Colossoma macropomum (tambaqui), 2503 nucleotides long. It is a transcript of the gene serinc1, whose product is annotated as serine incorporator 1. Gene Ontology annotation, cellular component: membrane. NCBI's taxonomy places the organism in Eukaryota, Metazoa, Chordata, Actinopteri, Characiformes, Serrasalmidae. Bases 103 to 1482 code for a protein of 459 amino acids. The record is from RefSeq and is a predicted model, not a curated record. The transcript is spliced from 10 exons.
CGUAACCCACAUCAGUGCCAGACAGUUCGCCCUGCUUAGUAAACACACUGCGUCCAUCUUCAGACAUUUCCUCAUACAAUCCAACCCCGCAUUAGUGCGAACAUGGGGUCGGUUCUCGGGCUUUGUUCUAUGGCCAGUUGGAUUCCCUGCCUUUGUGGCAGUGCUCCCUGCCUGCUGUGCAGAUGUUGCCCCAGUGGAAACAACUCUACCGUCACCCGGCUGAUUUAUGCCUUCUUCAUGCUUCUGGGAGUUGGCAUUGCCUGCAUUAUGCUCAUGCCUGGCAUGGAAGGCCAGCUGAAGAAGAUUCCAGGCUUUUGCGAAGGAGGAAUGGGUUCCUCUAUCCCAGGUGUGGAGGGUCACGUGAACUGUGAUGUGCUGGUAGGCUACAAGGCUGUGUACCGCGUCUGCUUUGGCAUGGCCAUGUUCUUCCUCCUUUUCUCUCUCCUCAUGAUCAAGGUCAAGAGCAGCCAGGAUCCACGAGCUACUGUGCAUAACGGGUUUUGGUUCUUCAAGUUUGCUGCUGCCACUGCAAUUACAGUCGGAGCAUUCUUCAUUCCUGAAGGCCCUUUCACAACUGUGUGGUUCUACAUUGGGAUGGCUGGCGCUUUCUGUUUCAUUCUGAUUCAGCUGGUGCUUCUGAUUGACUUUGCUCACUCCUGGAAUGAGUCAUGGGUGGAAAAGAUGGAGGAGGGGAAUUCUCGCUGCUGGUAUGCAGCGCUUCUCUCUGCCACGACUGUGAACUACACCCUGUCUUUGGUCUCCCUGGUUAUGUUCUAUGUCUACUAUACCCACCCCGAUGGCUGCACAGAGAACAAAGCCUUCAUCAGUGUCAACAUGCUGCUGUGUGUGGGCGCCUCCAUUAUGUCCAUCUUGCCCAAAAUUCAGGAGUCUCAGCCCAGGUCUGGUCUCCUGCAGUCCUCUAUUGUUACCCUCUACACCAUGUAUCUGACCUGGUCUGCCAUGACCAAUGAGCCUGACCGUAAAUGCAACCCAAGUCUGCUGGGCAUUAUUGGCCUGAACAGCACCGCCCCAGCUAGCAAGGACCAUGUGGUCCAGUGGUGGGAUGCCCAGGGCAUUGUGGGACUGAUCCUGUUCCUGUUGUGUGUUUUGUACUCUAGCAUCCGCAACUCCAACAACACCCAAGUGAACAAGCUCACCCUGACCAGUGAUGAGUCUGCUCUGAUCGAGGACGGUCCUGCUCCAGAGAAUUUUGAUGAGGGAGACGGUGCAAACCGUGCCGUUGACAAUGAGAAGGAUGGUGUCACAUACAGCUACUCUUUCUUCCACUUCAUGCUGUUCCUGGCCUCUCUUUACAUCAUGAUGACUUUGACCAACUGGUACAGCCCUGACUCCAACUACGAGGUGAUGACUAGCAAGUGGCCAUCUGUGUGGGUGAAGAUUUCAUCCAGCUGGAUCUGUAUCUCUCUCUACGUGUGGACCCUGGUGGCUCCAUUGGUCCUCACCAACCGUGACUUCGACUGACGAGCCGUCUAGAGGAAAGCUCUGCGUGAACCUUGCCCAUCGUUAUUGUGAAUAUCCACCUGUAUAGGGUGGGCAAGUGAUGUCAUUGUAAAUACCUGAAGUCAGUGCAUUCCUUCUGUGGUUAGCCCUCCCAUUUGUUUUAACUACUGCAUGUUAUGUAGUGAUAUUUAUUUGUGGUGUAUGUUAUAAAAGAAGGUCAGAACAAUUAGCUCAAUUUGGUGGGAUUAUUAUGUACGUGAACAUCCCAAAGAAAGAUCAGGAGGGAGGCAACAAAUGUAUUCUUGGAAAAAAAAGUGUGAAGUUACUAUGAGUGAGUAAGCUUGUCCAUAUUGUCAAUGGUCGCCAUAGGUUUUGUUGCGAAGACAGAAACAAUGCACAUGAUUUUAGUUCGUAAAUCUUGAGUAAUUUCCUGUAGAAUGGGCAUAAAAAAUUCAGUAUUGCUGCUUUAGCAUGAACAUCAUUGAAGUAGAGGUUUAGAUUUUUUCUGUGCUUUUUCCUGCCUAAUGAUCUCCAUCAUAACAUGACAUUUAGGAUAUGAUUUAUGUGACCAUAGAGCUCAUGUUAAUGGUGAACCCAUGCUGUUUCAGUAACAUGAUCAGUGGAUGGAUAUUAACAGACUACUUUCCCCAUCAGUGUUGCUGCUUGUGUUGCUGGUUUUGUGCAUGCUAACGGAUCUACUCAGUUAGGACUGUAAAAUGCCACAGUGCUAACCCUUUUGCAACUUGCACAGGUUAGUUGAGUUUUUGACUUUUUAAUUCUUGUGUUAAAAUGUUUUGCACUGAUUCUUUUCUUAUCUGAUAACUCAUGUUAAGAUGUUUGAUGUAUUCUGUUUUCAGACCUGUAGUUUUUUUCAUACUCCUAUGCCAUUUAGACAUGUUACCAGCCUGCAGACGUUAUUAGUCUAGUAGUUGCUGUUAAGUAAUGUAAUAAGCAUUGAUGCUGCUGUGUUUUUUUUUUUUGGUCAUUUUGACAGGUGCAUUGUAAACUAUCUUGUCUUAAUCAUUAAAGGUUUAAAACCCCA